UUCCCCACACCACUAGACACUCGUAUAUGAGAGAGAGAGAAAGAAAGAGCUUUUAGCUAAUAAGAAUGACUGGGUAAAUCUUGCUUUGGCUGCUGAAAACUUUGCAAUUCCCAUCAAACUUUCAAACCAGAGAGAGAGAGAGUACUUGAGAAUAAUCACAGAUAUGGGUGAAGAGAACAAAGAGGAAAAGAAGGAGGAAGAAAAGAAAGAGGAAAGGAAAGAAGAAAAGAAAGAGGAAGAGAAAAAGGAGGAAAAGAAAGAAGAAGAGCCUCCAGUGAUUGUACUAAAGGUUGAUAUGCAUUGUGAAGCUUGCGCUAGGAAAGUUGCAAGAGCCUUGAAGGGUUUCGAAGGUGUGGAGGAAGUAACCACAGAUAGCAAAACUAGCAAAGUGAUAGUGAAAGGCAAGGCAGCAGACCCCAUAAAGGUGUGCGAGAGAUUACAAAAGAAAAGUGGCCGAAAAGUAGAGUUAAUCUCUCCUUUGCCUAAGCCUCCGGAGGAGAACAAGGAAACCAAAGAAGAGAAAAAAGAACAGAAAGAAGAAGAGAAAAAAGAAGAGCCUCCCACUCCUAUAACGGUUAUAUUAAAAGUUCGAAUGCAUUGCGAAGCAUGCGCUCAAGUUUUGCAGAAGCGAAUCAGAAAGAUCAAAGGUGUGGACUCAGUGGAAACAGACCUGGGAAACGAUCAAGUGAUAGUAAAGGGCAUUGUUGAUCCCGCCAAGCUAGUCGACGACGUGUACAAGAAAACCAAAAAGCAGGCUUCAGUAGUGCCGGAAGAGAAGAAGGUAGAAGAGAAGAAGGAAGAGGAGAAGAAGGAAGAGAAAGAAGGCGAAAAGAAGGAAGGCGAAGAAGGCAAAGGAGAGGAAGAUAAGAAGAGCGAGGUAAAGAAGAGCGAGUACUGGCCGUCCAAGUACUACUUGGAGUUGGAGUAUGCUUAUCCUCCUACUCAGAUUUUCAGCGAUGAGAACCCCAACGCUUGCUCUGUCAUGUGAGUGUGACCGAUUGAUAUAAUGUUGUGCGUACCUUUGUUUGGUAAAAUAUUUAGCUGAGGCCUUCAAUUAUGCAAUUUUCUAUGUACUUAAAUGUAGUAAUAAGAUGACCAUACUGAAGGAAAGAACGAGAAGCUAGCAAGCUAGGGUUUGUGCCAUCUGGGCAUCCCUGUAAUUUGUUUGUCUAAUUGUACUCUGAAUAUUUUUGAAUUCGAAAGUAUGUGUGUGUACAUUGAACAAAUUUGCCGUUUCUCUGUAGUUUCGGUAAUAAGUCACGUCCUAAUUGGCGCCAAUUUU
Molecule: messenger RNA, 1282 nt
Organism: Morus notabilis
Lineage: Eukaryota; Viridiplantae; Streptophyta; Magnoliopsida; Rosales; Moraceae
Product: heavy metal-associated isoprenylated plant protein 7
Exons: 5
Coding region: 164-988 (274 amino acids)
Molecular function (GO): metal ion binding
Source: RefSeq, a predicted model, not a curated record